AUGUCUACUCGUCCUCAAAACAUCGGCAUCAAGGCCAUUGAAAUUUACUUCCCAAGCCAGUGUGUUGCUCAAGAAGAACUCGAGAAAUUCGAUGGCGUUAGUGCAGGAAAAUACACAAUUGGUCUUGGUCAAACCAAGAUGAGCUUCUGCGACGAUAGAGAAGAUAUUUACUCUUUUGCCUUGACCGUUACCUCUCGCCUCCUCAGCAAGUACAACAUUGACACCAAAACCAUUGGACGUCUUGAGGUCGGUACAGAGACUCUUCUCGAUAAAUCGAAAUCUGUAAAAUCAGUUCUUAUGCAAUUAUUUGGAGAUAACUCGAAUAUUGAGGGAAUUGACACUGUUAAUGCAUGCUACGGUGGUACCAACGCGGUUUUCAACGCUGUCAACUGGGUAGAGUCGUCUGCAUGGGAUGGCAGAGAUGCAAUUGUGGUUGCUGGAGAUAUUGCUUUAUAUGCCAAGGGUGCUGCGCGUCCAACCGGGGGUGCUGGAGCUGUUGCCAUGUUGAUUGGACCAAAUGCUCCAGUUGUUGUCGAGCCAGGUCUUCGUGGAACCUAUAUGCAACAUGCCUACGAUUUCUACAAGCCAGAUCUUACAAGCGAAUACCCAAUCGUUGACGGUCACUUCUCUUUGAGAUGCUAUACCGAAGCAGUUGAUGCUUGCUACAAGGCAUAUAACAAGAGGGAACAAACUCUCAAGCCCCUGGCUAACGGACAUACCAAUGGUGCCGUCGCUGAGGAAUCAACAAAGACUCCUAUUGAUCGUUUCGACUACAUGUCUUUCCACGCCCCAACCUGCAAGCUCGUUUCCAAAUCAUACGCCCGUAUGCUCUACAACGACUACCUUGCCAACCCAACCGCAUCAGCCUUUGCUGAUGUACCAGCUGAGUUAAGGGAUAUGGAUUACGCAAAGUCUUUGACCGACAAGGUCGUCGAGAAGACAUUCAUGGGAUUGACCAAGAAGCGUUUCAAUGAGCGUGUUCAACCCAGUAUUCAAGUCCCAACAUUCUGUGGAAAUAUGUACACUGCCAGUGUUUAUGGUGGAUUGGUUGGUUUGUUGAGCAACGUUGAUAGCGCCACCCUCCAAGGAAAGAGAAUUGGUGUUUUCAGUUACGGAAGUGGUUUGGCUGCAAGUUUGUUCUCCUUGAAGAUCAACGGCUCCAUUGAGACCAUGGCAAAGGCCUUGAACUUGCAAGAAAGACUCGACGCUCGCAGAACCGUCGCCCCAGAAGUUUACGAAGAGUUUUGCGCUCUCCGCAAGGAAGCCCAUCUCCAAAAGUCAUACACACCCAAGGGUAGCCCUGAUACCAUUGCCGAGGGUACCUACUACCUCAAGAGCGUUGACGACAUGUUCCGCAGAGAGUAUGAAAUCAAGGCAUAA
This is a messenger RNA of Botrytis byssoidea, 1380 nucleotides long. RefSeq lists its product as uncharacterized. The transcript has 4 exons. The record is from RefSeq and is a predicted model, not a curated record. Gene Ontology annotation, biological process: ergosterol biosynthetic process; acetyl-CoA metabolic process. NCBI's taxonomy places the organism in Eukaryota, Fungi, Ascomycota, Leotiomycetes, Helotiales, Sclerotiniaceae. Gene Ontology annotation, molecular function: hydroxymethylglutaryl-CoA synthase activity. Bases 1 to 1380 code for a protein of 459 amino acids.